UCCGCGACUCUCUUUUCCUUCCCGAGCGAUCGUUGAUUUCCCCCAAGAAUCCAUCUCUCCUUCACCUCUCCGCUCCCCGAAAACAUCGAUUCUUGCACGAUUCGCCAUCCGUUAUGCGCCCCUUUCUUCGGGGACCGUAAGUUUUACUUCUCGUCGUCUUCUGAUAUCCAACAACGAAUUGGAGAAGCCGCGAAGGAGGCUCGGUUCGUGCGGGAAUUUUGUCGCUUAGGGUUUCGAAUCCUUCGAAGGUCAUGGGACGAUGGCUGUUGGUCAAGGUCUUGGUUUUGAUCGGAUUAUUCGUCGUUUCAGGAGGAAGAGUAAUUAAGAUGAAGCAUGAGGUUGAAGGCCCUGUCUACAAUCAAACUAUCGUCAAGAUUCUCGUCGAAUAUGCCUCUGCUGUCUAUAUGACAGAUUUAACCGAACUUUUUACAUGGACUUGCUCAAGAUGUAAUGGUCUGACAAAGGGAUUCGAGAUGAUAGAGCUUAUUGUUGAUGUCCAGAACUGUUUACAGGCAUUUGUUGGAGUUUCUCCUGAUCUGAAUUCAAUUAUUAUUGCUUUCAGAGGCACACAAGAACACAGCAUAUGUAAUUGGAUUGAAGACUUGUUCUGGAAGCAGCUGGAUCUUAACUACCCUGGCAUGCCAGAUGCAAUGGUGCACCAUGGGUUUUAUUCUGCUUACCAUAACACUACACUGCGUCAUGGGAUCCUAAAUGCUGUUCAAAGGGCUAGGGAGGCAUAUGGAAACAUCCACAUUUUCGUUACAGGGCAUUCAAUGGGAGGGGCUCUAGCUUCCUUUUGUGCACUUGAUCUUACUAUUAAACAUGGAAUAGAAGACAUUCAGCUCGUGACAUUUGGACAGCCUCGUAUAGGCAAUGCAGCUUUUUCCAAUUAUUUCAUCAGACAUGUACCACAUACAGUUCGUGUGACUCAUGCAAAUGACAUUGUGCCACACUUACCGCCAUAUUAUUCCCAUUUUCAACGAAAGACAUACCAUCACUUUGCAAGAGAGGUUUGGCUCCAAGACAUUGAAGUAGAAAGCCUUGUAUACUCAGUUGAGAAGAUCUGUGAUGGAUCUGGAGAAGACCCUUCUUGUAGCAGAUCUGUUUCCGGGAACAGCAUAGCGGACCAUCUCAAAUAUUAUGACAUCGAUUUACAGGCUGAUUCUUUGGGAUCUUGCAAAAUCGUUAUGAAUACUAGCACCACACGGUACCAUGUAGAUGACAGUGGUAAUAUUAUGCUAUCAAAGGAUCAUCUUUCUCCAUCAUUUGUUGAACUUAAUUCUCUUGUACUAUAAAUACAAAGUGGCAGUUCUGUGUCGUGAUCCUCUCUUUAUUUUGAGGAUGAAAUGCUUGUAUAUAUAUCGUAUAUGGUGUAAUUUCUUCUUUUUCUUUUCCUAUUGAUUCAAGAAUGUAUAUAUGCACACAUCCUAAAAAUUAAUUGUUCUUGAUUGAAUAAAUUCUCUCCAUUAUUUGCUCGUA
Musa acuminata subsp. malaccensis (wild Malaysian banana) is the source of this 1479-nucleotide messenger RNA. Its product is annotated as lipase. NCBI's taxonomy places the organism in Eukaryota, Viridiplantae, Streptophyta, Magnoliopsida, Zingiberales, Musaceae. Gene Ontology annotation, biological process: lipid metabolic process. The record is from RefSeq and is a predicted model, not a curated record.